Pecten maximus is the source of this 3911-nucleotide messenger RNA. RefSeq lists its product as uncharacterized. The record is from RefSeq and is a predicted model, not a curated record. Lineage: Eukaryota; Metazoa; Mollusca; Bivalvia; Pectinida; Pectinidae. The transcript is spliced from 2 exons. Bases 324 to 1256 code for a protein of 310 amino acids.
GAACUUUCGUCUAUCAAAGUGAAACAAAGGCAUCCUAGCAUGACCAUUGCUAAUGCAUAUUGAUGAUGCCAUCAACAAUCAGGCGAUACAGUUCUUACCCUGUAUGAACACAAUUUGUUGAAUACAUUAUAAAUUAACCCAGUAGUGUGAUAUCAACCGAGGACGACGACUGUGGUGGUUUUUCAUUUGGGUGUUUGGAGGUAAGCGGCGCACUAGCAAACCAUAGCCGGCUGAGGACCUACGGGACGCCGUGACAGAUAGAUAUACCGUUGACAGAGACCAGGUGUAUCCAGACUACAUAACACCACGUUAAUUACAGGACGAUGACCUGUGUAACGAAGAUGCCGAUGAAGUACUGGAUAGGAUUUACCAUCCUGCAAUGCAUUUUAUUAUUCUACUUCUUUUCCCAUUUCGAAAGACCAACUCACGAAACUGCAAAAUCACUCAAGGAAAAAGCACCAUCCAUCACAUUAUUUUCAGCAUGGAAUAAGUUUACACAGAGAUAUGAAGUACUUAACAACACUUUACGCAAUUGGCCUUUACUACAACCUCACGUGAAACUCUAUCUCUUCACCAACGAUUUCAUCCCGGAUUUAAAAGAGUAUGAAAAGUUAGGAUGGACGGUGCUACCAGUACUAAGACGAAUCGAAGGUGAUGCCGUUAUAAAGGAUUUAUUCCUAAGAGUUAUGCAACUACAACCAGACUCAAGCCUAUAUGCAUUUGUUAACGGAAACAUACUUUUAACAAAUUCUUUCAUCAAAAAUUUGCACGAAAUUAUCAAGUCUCCUCUACUUAACAAAAAAACAUUUUUCUUAACGGGAAGGAAAAUGAAUGUUCCAGAUGUCACACGGGAGGAAACAAGUUCAUUGGAGAAUAUUGAAAGGGCUGCGAAGAGAGGGGUGUUGGAUAAACCACAUAUGGGAAUAGAUUAUUAUAUAACCUCUCCAAGCUAUGAUUGGCAACUUUUCCCAGAUUUGCAAUAUUGGCGUCCCGCUUACGAUCCUUGGAUGCUUUGGGACGUUCGAAAAUUGGGCCAUGUCGCGAUCGAUGCCACUAACACUCUCUUAGCAGCUUAUCAAAACGCAUCAAAGCCAAAGGAUCCUCGGAAGAAGAACAACAUUAAGUAUAUAAUAGCUUCUCGUGAAGAACUCGCCGCCAAAGGAGCCAUUUCGUGCUGCGAGUUUGAAACGGUAUUAGAAAAUGGCAUGGUAACGGUCCAAAAACGGAACCAGAUACCAAAACAAUGCAAAUUUUGAUUAUUACGUUUGAGAAAAUGUUGAAAUCAUUUUCAUAGGAGAAAGUAACAUUUUACAUUCGCGUUGUAUUGCAACACUAAUGUGUUAUAUCUCGAAACUUACCCGUUAUUGCGCAAAACUAAUAUGUACAUUAUUAAGUACGCAAAACUAAUACAUUAUUAAGUAUACAAAACUAACACAUUAUUAAGUACGCAAAACUAACACAUUAUUAAGUACGCAAAACUAAUACAUUAUUAGGUAUUCCGUAUUUCUCUGGACGAUAUGCGCACGAUUGUUUAAUGAUAAAACCAAGAAUACACCAAAUGUACUUAUUAUACUACAUAGAGUUUUAUAAUUACAAACUGAUAGUUACAAUAUGACGUCACCACUGAAUUACAUGACCGAGUUACACACCAUAAUUAGCGUUCUGCGUUGUAAGCGUAUGGCGUUAAAGAACAAUUUAAUAAUUAAUUAAUCCGAUAGAGCGGGGAGGUCGAAAACUGAUUUACAGUAACCAUAACCUCAAUCGUGACUCCAGUUGCUUGACACGUAGACUUCUUCAAGAAGCGAUGGGUGCCAAUGCAUAUAUGACGUUUAAUGACAAUUAGAUUAUAAAUGAAGUCGGUACAUUGAUGACGUAGUGUGAUUACGAAUGUGCCUUUAUCCCUUCGUUGACUCGACACAAUGGGGUAACAUAUUAAAUAUACGACAUUAACCAAAAAAACUUACUAGAAUGCAUGAUAUUGAACAUAGAUAUAUUACACGAGUUUUAUUUAUUCAUUUUUUUUUUCAAUAUUUUUAUCCUUGUAUGAGAUUUAUUAUUUAGGCGAUGAAAAAAGAUAUUGAUUUAAGCAUAAAUAAUUUUGAGGAGUUAUUUCAUGCUCAAAACAUCAUGUGGACUUUACUUGAGCUGCAAUCAACAUUUUAUAAUAAUACAUGCACCAAGUAAGUGUGUUCCACUAGUUUCAUACAAACUAGACUCGCUUAUGUUUUGCUCCGACAAAAUAGGAAAAUAGGAAAAAAGGUAUUAAAAAUCAUGUUCUGAGCCUUAUUGAAAUGAUAAUUCGUUUUUAACGAACUACUAUUUCGUUUUAUCGAAGUAUUAUUUCGUUAUAUCGAAAUAAUCAAUAUUGUUUUUUCGAAAUGUCUCCUUAUAUCGAAAUAGCAAUUCGUUUUCACGAAAUCACAUUACGUUACAUCCAAAUAAUUCGUUUUAACAUAGAUUUUUGGAUUUCAAAAGUAAAUAGGGGUCCAUUUUGAGCAACAAACAUGGAAAUCGCUUGAGAGGCUUCUCACAGAAAAGUGUUACUACAUGUGCAUCAGUUGAUCCUUUUCGAUUGAUUUAUUGAUUUUGUGUCCUGAUCCUGGUAUAUCUACUCGAAGUAGGUAGAACUUUCAUUUCAUUGGUAGUCUAAUUGUUUCUUACCUACCUGAUUUGCUUGUUAAGUUUUCCCAGUGCUGCAUAAGAAAUGCGACCCAUAAAAGUAAAAGUUUCGUAACUGUGUUGAACAUUUUUUCAAUAAAUACUUCUUACAUAUGGUAAUAAUUGAACUGUGAUUACAUUCGUCAUUGUAACUCUGUUAUAAUCCGGGCCUAGCUUUGUCAAUAUUCCUUAACUUACUUUAUGUACGAAAAUGUCUUUUUUUUUUUUUUUUUUGCAUAUAUUAUCGAUUUUACAUUCACAUGUUUAUGUUGCUGGUUGUUUUAGUCACCAACCAUAGUUGUAAGGAUGUUUGAUGUUUUUGACACUUUGUGUUAUUGCAUUGCAUGUUGUUUUAUACUGUGAAAUCCUAUUGUUCCGACUGUGUCUAUAUUGUUUCGACAGUGUUUAUAUAGGGACCGAAUUGGUUCCCCCUCAUUAUCACCGCCGAAAAUUGUCUUUAAAAAUCCAUUCAAUUCAUAUAUUUUUAUUACGGUGAUUUGGAAAAAAAACAUAAAGAACAGAGUCAUUUUUAAAUUCUUAAAUAUUGAUAACUAUAUACGAAAAUAUGAUCAAUUAAUUAAACAGCCGUUUUAUGCCGCCAAUGCACUAUCGUUAACCGUUUCCUUCCGCUCCAAAAAUUCCAGUAAUUUUUUUUUAUUAUUAUUUAAUUAAUUAAAUUUUUUUUUUUUUGCUUUUUAUUCAUAAAAAAUAAAGAAUAACAUCUAAUAAAAUCAUUUGUGUUAAAUUAGAAUUGUUUCAUUUGGUUAGAUUGCAAAGAAAACCUAAUUUAUGGAAUUGAAACGGAGACUAUUUCUGGCGUAUUGAUAUCUAACUGAUGUAAUGUGUGAAAUGUGAAAUCAGCACGUUAAACGAUGUUUCAUAUUGUAUUCAUAGUGUUUUCAUGGUCAAAUGGCAUAUAAAGAAUCAACACUCAGAAUGUAAAUAUAGUUAAAUGAACGGCCAUGUUCUGAUCGAUAUUUCAGUGCAAAGGGAAAUCAUGUGACUUGGAAGUAUAUAAUAUACAUACGACAAUUUUAGAGAAAGUCAUUGACUCAAAGUUUCAUAAAUUCCCAUAACAACUUUACAUUCCAUGUAAAUUCUAACGAUUGAUAUAAAUUGUGCAGUUUGCCUUAUAUUUUCUAAGAGGACAAAAUAUAUUAGUCCUUUUCCACCCUGCUUCAAGAAAGUGUUUUUUUAAUUCUGAUAUCAAAUGUAUUUUUAAUUUAUCUGUAUUAAUAAAAUAUGGAAAUCAA